Molecule: messenger RNA, 1711 nt
Organism: Drosophila sulfurigaster albostrigata
Lineage: Eukaryota; Metazoa; Arthropoda; Insecta; Diptera; Drosophilidae
Gene: Pdi
Product: protein disulfide-isomerase
Exons: 2
Coding region: 160-1638 (492 amino acids)
Biological process (GO): protein folding; response to endoplasmic reticulum stress
Cellular component (GO): endoplasmic reticulum
Molecular function (GO): protein disulfide isomerase activity
Source: RefSeq, a predicted model, not a curated record
AUUCAUUUGGAUUUUAGCUCGCAACUCGUGCGGUGGACAACUUUCUUGGAGUUGUUCUAGUGUGUGUCUAGUAGUGUCAUUUACACCAACAAAUAAGCAUUUAUAUACUACAUAUACGCAGACACUGCCUGUUGUAUAUACACAUAUUAAGUGCCCGCGAUGAAAUUCCUAAUCUGUGCUCUGCUCGUCGCGUCCUACGUGGCGGCCUCUGAAAUUAAACUGGAGGAGGGCGUCAUUGUGGCGACCGUGGACAACUUCAAACAAGUGAUUGCCGACAAUGAAUUUGUGCUCGUCGAAUUCUACGCUCCCUGGUGCGGACACUGCAAGGCUCUGGCACCCGAGUACGCCAAGGCCGCCCAACAGCUGGCUGAGAAGGAGUCUCCCAUCAAGCUUGCCAAGGUCGACGCCACCGUUGAGGGUGAAUUGGCUGAACAGUACCAGGUCCGUGGCUACCCCACACUGAAGUUCUUCCGCAGCGGAUCUCCCGUUGAGUACAAUGGUGGUCGCCAGGCUGCUGACAUUAUUUCGUGGGUGACCAAGAAGACUGGUCCACCAGCCAAGGAUUUGACCAGCGUUGAUGAUGCCGAGCAGUUCCUUAAGGACAACGAGAUUGCCAUCAUUGGUUUCUUCAAGGAUCUGGAAUCGGAGGAGGCUAAGGUCUUCACCAAGGCUGCCAACGCUUUGGAUUCGUUUGUCUUCGGUAUCAGCAGCAACGAUGAUGUGAUUGCCAAGUACGAGGCUAAGGACAAUGGUGUCGUUCUCUUCAAGCCCUUCGAUGAGAAGAAAUCCGUGUUCGAGGGAGAGCUCAACGAGGAGAACCUCAAGAAGUUCGCUCAGGUUCAAUCUCUGCCAUUGAUUGUUGACUUCAAUCACGAAUCCGCCGCCAAGAUCUUCGGUGGUUCUAUCAAGUCCCAUCUGCUGUUCUUCGUCUCCAAGGAGGCUGGACACAUUGAGGCCCAUGUUGAUCCCCUGAAGGAAAUCGCCAAGAAAUACCGUGAGGAUAUUCUGUUCGUUACCAUCUCGUCCGAUGAGGAGGAUCACACUCGCAUCUUUGAGUUCUUCGGCAUGAACAAGGAGGAGGUUCCAACCAUUCGUCUGAUCAAACUGGAGGAAGAUAUGGCCAAAUACAAGCCCGAGUCGAGCGAUCUGUCCGCCGAGACUAUCGAAGCCUUCUUGAAGAAAUUCUUGGACGGUAAACUGAAGCAGCAUCUGUUGUCGCAGGAACUGCCCGAGGAUUGGGAUAAGCAGCCCGUCAAGGUGCUCGUCUCCAGCAACUUCGAGGAGGUCGCUUUGGACAAGAGCAAGUCGGUGCUGGUUGAGUUCUAUGCUCCAUGGUGCGGACACUGCAAGCAGUUGGCGCCCAUCUACGAUCAGCUGGCCGAGAAGUACAAGGAUAACGCCGACAUUGUCAUUGCCAAGAUGGACUCCACAGCCAACGAGCUGGAGAACAUUAAGAUCUCAUCGUUCCCCACCAUCAAGUACUUCCGUAAGGAAGACAACAAGGUCAUCGACUUCAACCUGGACAGAACUCUGGAGGACUUCUCCAAGUUCCUCGAUGCUAACGGCGAAGUUGCCGAUGCCGAGCCCGCUGAGGAGAGCGAAGAGGAGGAGGCGGCGCCCAAGAAGGACGAGUUGUAAAUUAAGCCAACAACGUAAAAAAAAUCCAACAACAGCAACAACAGCAGCAGCAACACACAUACACUCACACACA